AUGUCCUUGCUUAUGGAACAUUCAUUGAGUCCUUCCAUGAUAAGAGGUCAAGGGUAUGAUGGGGCAAGUAACAUGAGGGGUGAAAUCAAUGGCCUCAAGACUUUGAUUAUGAAUGAUACUCCAAGAGCCUAUUACAUUCAUUGUUUUGCUCAUCAACUUCAACUAACUCUAGUUGCGGUUGCUAAAAAGAAUCUUCUUGUAAGAGAAGAGACCUUAUUCGAAAAAAACCAAGCUCAAGUAGUGGCUCAAGCUUUGGAAGUGGGGGAAAUUGAAAGUGGAUCGGGUUUGAAUCAAGAACGUGGUUUGAGUAGGCCGGGAGAUACACGUUGGGGAUCUCAUUACAAGUGUCUAAUAAGUAUCAUCAACUUGUUUCCUUCAAUUGUUAAAGUGCUUGAGGAGAUUGGAGAAAAUGGCUCUCCGGAUGAUAAGCUCAAAGCUCAAAUGAGGGAUCAAGGAUGGGAUAGUCUCUUAGACAAAGUCAUUUUAUUUUGUACUAAACACGAGAUUGAUGUUCCAUCUAUGGAUGCACAAUAUGUACCUCAAGGAAGAUCAAGACGUUUUGCUAAACAAGCAACAAAUCUACAUCAUUUUUGGGUUGCAAUCUUUUUGGAAGUAAUUGAUUUGCAUCUUCAAGAGAUUGAUAACCGUUUUAAUGAGAAGAACAUGGAGUUACUUACAUGCAUGGCUUCCCUGAGUCCUAGAGGUAACUUUUCAUCUUUUGAUAAAGAGAGGAUACUUAAACUUGCUUCUUUAUAUCCCGAAGAGUUUUCAUGUUUUGAUUUAAACGGCUCUUGA
This is a messenger RNA of Amaranthus tricolor (Joseph's coat), 795 nucleotides long. RefSeq lists its product as uncharacterized. The record is from RefSeq and is a predicted model, not a curated record. The transcript is spliced from 3 exons. Bases 1 to 795 code for a protein of 264 amino acids. Lineage: Eukaryota; Viridiplantae; Streptophyta; Magnoliopsida; Caryophyllales; Amaranthaceae.